AUACCAAAAUUGGAGAGAAGAAUCUUUACAGAUGUUCCCAGAUCAGCUGCACGCAAGGCCGGAAGGGGGAUGCCAACUUUAGUUUACUUCUUCAGUGUUAGCAAAACGACUUUCAGAGGACAUCUUCUUGGAGUUGCAGCGUCAUGGCUUGUCCAAGUUGGCGUUGACAUUUACCGGUAUUUCACUGAAAUUUUUAAAGCAGAGAAUGAUAAAGUUGUUAGAGCGGAAAAAACUCGAGUUCUUGGCAGGAAGGUUUCUUGUACUACUGCCAGGUGUGGUGCAGCAUUGGUUUUUGCUUCUGUUGGAGCAGGGAUUGGUGCAACCCCACUUUCCCCUUCCACUGGUCAGUGGAUUGGCUGUGUUCUUGGAGAUUUCGCCUGGCCUGUGAUUUUAUCAUUUUGUUGUGAGAAAGUUUUUCAUGCAGAGAACUAAUUCUGCUCGAAAUAAUCUUGACUCGACUGAUUCUGAAGAGAGAGAGAGGAUGAAGAAGAAGCACAACAUAGCAUUGGUAUAGCCAUGUAAUCACUGAUGAAUCUGUUUAAUAUUG
This is a messenger RNA of Camellia sinensis, 547 nucleotides long. NCBI's taxonomy places the organism in Eukaryota, Viridiplantae, Streptophyta, Magnoliopsida, Ericales, Theaceae. The record is from RefSeq and is a predicted model, not a curated record.